AUGGACACAUCAAAAACUUUGUCAAGACGAUAUACAAAUGAUUCUCGAGAGAUAUUUCUUGUAUCACAACCAACGACUAACCCUACGUAUCCCAUAAUAUCCAACCAAGUGUCUGCUUUAAAUACAGAACCAAACAAAUUACACCCCGACUUUGGGAUAGUAGCAGAUCAUACGCCGAAUUCGCAGAUAAUCAAUAAAGAACUUGAGAAGAAAGGCUAUGGGAGCCCUCUGAAAACUGAGAUGGGGAAUCCCUCAAAAGAGAGUAUUGUAAGCGGUACGAACUCUCCAAACCUGACGAAUUCUUCAUCUUCUGUCGAUGAUGUUAGUAGAUCAAGUACAGUGGAAAGAUUCAAAACUAAUCAUGUCUUGAAGUUGAAAUUACGAGAAAUACAAAUUCUUAGAGAAUCAUGGACUUUAAUUUUAGCUGACGAACCGACGAAUUCACAACUAUCUCAAUUUUAUCAAAGAUUAAAUAGCUAUAAAAGGAUUGGGUUGCACGCAUCCACUGCACUAAAUCCAAGAUUAUCAGAAUAUCGUGGUCUACAACCUAAGAAUAAGAAUAUCGAGAGUUUCAAAUAUAUACCAGCAUCUGAUCAGUACGUUUCUAAAGCUAUGUUUUGUACACAAUUUUACGAAAACUUGGUAUUGGCUAAUCCACAUAUGGAGGAGAUAUUCCCAACGAUAAGACAUCAAACAUCUUCGUUUGCAAAAGUUGUGAACACUCUUAUUAAAAACUCGGAAGAUUUGAGUAAAGUGGAUAAAGUUUUAUAUGGUAUAGGCAAAAGACAUGCGAGGAUUCUAGGUAUUCAAGCACCUAGUUUUGAAGAAAUGGGUGUAGCAUUCUUAAAGACUUUCCAAGAUCGAUUUGGUGUAUUAUUCACUUGGGAACUGGAAGAAAUAUGGUCUCGAGUUUAUUCAUAUUUGGCAAACUCUCUUUUGAUGUGUGGACGAGAUUCAGUUUUGAAAAUAAAACCUCAAACUGAUGCCUUAGACGCAGUAGAAUUCCCUGUACCAGGUUUUAUUGACGAAGGUUUAUCUUCAUCUUCGAGUACGCGGAAAAGCAUUAAAAGUAAACGACAACAGGCCUCACCUGGUAAUGUUCGUCCUGUACCAUCUGACAAAGUGAAUAUAACUAAGUUACAAACUGUCAAAACCAACGUUGCUAUCGGUUUUAGUGACUUAAGCGAUGAUAAGAGCACAUCAUCAUCCAACCGACUAACAAGACUUAAGACAGGAAGUGUUAAUCCUAUUUCCAAAGUAGAACGUCAAGUUAAAAAGGAUUGUAUCAUUAUGUAG
Molecule: messenger RNA, 1296 nt
Organism: Naumovozyma dairenensis CBS 421
Lineage: Eukaryota; Fungi; Ascomycota; Saccharomycetes; Saccharomycetales; Saccharomycetaceae
Exons: 1
Coding region: 1-1296 (431 amino acids)
Biological process (GO): nitric oxide catabolic process; cellular response to nitrosative stress
Cellular component (GO): intracellular anatomical structure
Molecular function (GO): nitric oxide dioxygenase [NAD(P)H] activity; FAD binding; heme binding
Source: RefSeq, a predicted model, not a curated record